UCGUCCUCGACUCCCUAAAGUCCACCGCAAUUUCGAUCCCAUACCCCCGAACGCAUCAAGCAUAAAGGGCAUCUUGGCCUCCUCGCUUCCCACAAUGGCGACGGGCACUACAUGGUGGCGGAGCUCCGGACUCAGCAGAGCCCAACUGUUGUUCUGUGCUUCUCGUCUCAAACCGGCCAGUGGGUCGAAAAACACCUCUGCCGACCCCUCCCACCCCGGACCCUCGCUCCCCACGGCGUCGUCUCACACGCGGGCAAGUUGUGGUGGGUUGACCUCUCCUGGGCUCUGCUCUCGUGCAACCCCUUCGAGGAUGCGCCUCUUGCGGUCAGGGUGGUGCAUCUUCCACCGAGCAAGCAACUACUCGAGUCGCGCCAGGAGUGGAUUUACCUGGAGAAGAGGCGCUGGGUGGGCGUGAGCGCUGGCACACUUCGUUUCGUGGAGAUGUCCGGGUUCCCAAAUAGGUACGAUCGCGACUACGACUCCGACGACGCCGUCGAUGUGAGUGAGAUUCAGAUUAACGUCUGGACGCUGGAAGACCCUGACACAUCCUCGUGGAAGCUGCUGUACAAGAUGCCUGUUAAGAAGAUCUUAGGGGAUGAUAUGUACAAGGCCUACGAACUGCCUUCUGAGGUGCCGGAGCUGGCGCUGAUGGACUCCAUGGAUCCACGGCUUCUCUACUUCAUCGUGAGCAACCGCAUCUUCAGCGUGAACAUGGUUACCAAGAGGGUUGUGACGUGCGAGCGCAUGGACCUGGCGAUGCAAAUUCCCAGCCGCUCCGUUCGGCCCUGGUUACUGCCAAGUAUUCUUAGCGCAGAUUCAGAUGAUGUUACUGGUGGACUGGUUGAAUUGCUUGCACCACAGCGGUUCAAAAGAAAGCACUUGCACCACCGCCAAUUAACAAGCUCAGCAAAUGCUCUGAACAAGAACGAGUCCCAGGUCAACCCAGAAGGUGUGCAGCCAUUGUUCUAA
Aegilops tauschii subsp. strangulata is the source of this 969-nucleotide messenger RNA. Lineage: Eukaryota; Viridiplantae; Streptophyta; Magnoliopsida; Poales; Poaceae. The record is from RefSeq and is a predicted model, not a curated record.